GUUUCCAUAGACGUAUCUAUGUGCAAUAGUAGAGUGGGGAUUGCUAAGGCGGGAUCUAAAGUGUCAUAAGUUGGUUACCACGUGUACUGUAUACUGUGUUUAUCUAAAAUAAAGAGUUGCAAUGGAAGAAAAUGUCAAAGUAAAUUCAAUAUGCCGAAUUUGCGGGUGUACAAAUUUCUUCAAAGAUGCUGGUUUUUAUUACUGUGAAAACUGUCAAACACGAAAUGAGGAAAUAAGAGAAGAAAUAUUUGAUAUGCGUGUAGAUCCAAGUACAAAACUGCGAAAGAUUAAAAUCAAGCAUGCAGAUCGAAAACAUAAUGAAACUCAGGGUUGGACAACGUGGGAAAUAUAUAAUUUUGCUUUAAUUGGACUAACCGAAGAAAUGAUUGAACUUGGUGCUUCGCCAGAUAUCAAAUUUACAGUAUUACAAUUAUGGUCAACUUACUUAAGUAAACUUGAAGUGGCAUUUACUUCAAUAAGCAAAAAGUCUUUACCAAGGCUUUCUAAACAGUAUCAUAAAAAUGAUGCAGAAAUAAUUUAUGGUAAAGUUAAAUCAAAAAAGAAGAUUAUUAAACGGAAUAAAUUACAUACAAAUAGUACAAAUCAAUCUGUGGUUUCUGGUAGUACUAGUGCUUACUCAGCUAGUACACCUGGUGGUGGUUCACAAGGAUUUCACAGAAAUAAAAAACUCUUGAUAAAUUCAGAUUAUGAGAAAUACCUGAAAUCCCAGACAAAUUCUGAUGCUGUUAGUGCAGUUAGUGGAUACAGUACUAAUACAGUAAAAUCAUUCGAUAAAGAAGAAAGAAUAUCCUUUAACAAAUUUGCAAAAGAAGAAAAGAAAAAGAUAACAAAAUUAUCUAAAAAUGUUUCAUAUAUUAAAAGAGUUAAAUACAGAGAAAAACAUACUACUUCUCAAUAUAAAACAGGUCCAUAUGUAAUUACGGGAAUUAAACUAUGGGCUAUUAUUUAUCUAGCUAUGAGAAUUCAUAAAGAACCUAUACAAUUAGGUGAUAUGUUAAGGUUUGCUAGAGAGGGUCAUAUGUCUUAUUAUAAAUUAGAUCAUUUAAUUCCGUCCGAGGUGAAACUAUCUCAAAAUGAUGUGAAUUUUUUAACACAAAAUACAGAGAUAACUCAUAAAGGUAUCAGAAAGAUAGCUGCAAGGAUGGCAAAAUUUAUUGGAAUUAGGAAAUUGAGUUCUCCAAACCUUUUACCAUUGAUCAGUCGUUAUUGUCAGGAAUUAGCAUUACCAAGAGGUAUAUUACUGUAUGCUGAAAGAUUUAUUGCUCUCUCACCUCCAACAAUGAUUUUUGAUUUUAAAAAGGCAGAUAUUCCUAACUAUGAAGCACGUGCUAUGGCAUUCAUUAUAGUGGUAUUAAAAAUUUUAUUUGGAUUAGAUGGUAUAACAGAGUAUACCAUUAGUAAGAUUGCAGAACAUAUUAAUAUUGUUGGCAACAAACAUAAUGUACUUGAUAAAAAAUUAUUCAGUUUUUACGAAUGGCAAAGAUAUAUCGAAUGCAGAAAAAAUAUUUUGGUUAAUAAACAUUAUCCAACAAAAUUGAAAUACAAUCCAACAUUACCGUUGAGCAAUAAUAUGUAUCUGAAUUUCAUGGAUUUUAUUAAUUCAAAAAAAGAAAGAGAAAAUCCAGAAAUUAUUAAUUAUAAACAUCUCCUUCCACGAGAUCUUUCUGAUGCUAUGAAGCGGUGUUUUGAAAAGUUAAAUCAAAAUAAUAAACCAGAAUCAGAUGAUGUAAUAUUAUUUUAUCCAUCAUUGACGCCUUUUUAUUCUUAUCUUCAACAACUGUGGGAAAAUUCGUCCAACGAUAUUCCUGAUAUUUUAAGAUCUGACUUUUAUGAAACCAAAGUUGGAUAUAUGACACAUAUCAAAGAUUUUCAGCAACUUGCUACACAAUGUAACAUAAAUUUGAAAAUUAUAAACUCUAGAUCACAUUUUAUCAAUAAAAUUGUACCUUACUUUGAACGAUAUAAGAUGGAAGAAGUGGCAAAACUUAAAGAAGAUGUUAAAGUAUGUGAUAUUAACGAGUCAGAAGAAGAGGAUAUAAAAAAAAUAGAAAAUUUUGUUACUUUUGUAGAUAAAAAUACACCUUGCUAUACUAGAAUUGAUGAUACAAAAUUACAGUAUUUUGAUGACGUACGAAAUUUAUUAAAAAUGAAUACAAAUGUUAUUCAUAACGAUCAUAAAGAUUUUAUAUUUGAAGAUGUAUUACCAAAUGGUAAAUUAUUAAUACCUCAAGAAAAUAAUUCUACAUCGGAUGAUGAUGAUAAUGUAACACUUUUUAAUGACACAAUUAAACCAAAUUCUGAUAUAACUGAUAUAAAUUUUUAUCAGAAAUAUAAUAUCGAAUUAUCAAAAUACGAGCAUGAGUCAAUACUUAAGCCACAAUAUGUGGAAAGUAUUGAAGAUUUUAUGAAACGUAAAAUGCAUAGAUAUCGUAAUGCGAAAGGACAAUUCAUGAAAGCUUCAGAAGCACAAGAAAUUAUGAAUAAUCUUAUGAAACCUAAUGUAAUAGAUAAUCUUAAUUUUUAUGAUUUACAUAAUUUUACUGGAAUAAAUUUGAAUGAUGAUGAUGAUGAUUUGAGUUUAUUGAAUAUUGGUGAAAUGAAUUUACCCGAAAUGCCAUGUGAUAUACCAAUAAAAGAAGAACAAGUAUUUAAUGAAGAAUAUAAUUUUAAAAGCGAUUUAAAUAAUGAGAAUAAUUAUUUCAAUUUAUCUGACAUAUCCAUAUUAAAUGAUGAUACCAUUUUGGACGAAAAACUGGAUAUAAAUGAGACAAAAUGUAUUUUAAACAAUGACAUAGAUUCUAAGGAACAGGAAUCUAAAAAUAUGAAAUUUUUUCGUCCCUGUGAAGAUUAUUGGAUGUAUCAUUGUAUAUUCAGUCGUGUAAAAGCAAAAAAUUUUGAAUUAUUUGAAAAAGUUUUACCAAGAAGUUUUCGUUGGUUGUUAAAUGAAUGUGCAAAUAUUUUAGAAAUGACUACGGAAGAGUUGUAUGAAGAAAUUUGUACGAUAGAAAAUUUUUACUCGCAAAUUUUAAAUCCUAAUAAUGUAUUUGAUCAUUCUACAAGAAUACAUCGUAGUAUUAUCAUUAAUAAAUGGUAAAAAAUUAUUGUAUAGUCUAAGAAACUUUAUAUAAAAAUGUA
Molecule: messenger RNA, 3156 nt
Organism: Polistes dominula (European paper wasp)
Lineage: Eukaryota; Metazoa; Arthropoda; Insecta; Hymenoptera; Vespidae
Gene: TAF1B
Product: TATA box-binding protein-associated factor RNA polymerase I subunit B
Biological process (GO): RNA polymerase I preinitiation complex assembly; nucleolar large rRNA transcription by RNA polymerase I
Cellular component (GO): RNA polymerase I core factor complex; RNA polymerase transcription factor SL1 complex
Molecular function (GO): RNA polymerase I core promoter sequence-specific DNA binding
Source: RefSeq, a predicted model, not a curated record